UCCUAUGCCUGGGAAAUGUUUACUACAUGUAUGUUUUCUUUUUAUUUACAGAUAUUUUCCAAUUUGUCCCUGGAUGAACGUUGCCUUUCUGCAUCAUUGGUUUGCAAGUAUUGGCGUGACCUUUGUUUAGAUUUCCAGUUUUGGAAGCAGUUGGAUCUUAGUAGUCGUCAACAGGUCACUGAUGAAUUAUUGGAAAAAAUUGCAUCAAGAAGUCAGAAUAUAAUAGAAAUCAACAUUUCUGAUUGUCGCAGUAUGUCUGACACUGGCGUUUGUGUUCUAGCAUUUAAGUGUCCUGGACUACUUAGGUAUACAGCGUACAGGUGUAAACAGCUUUCUGACACCUCUAUUAUUGCGGUUGCCUCUCACUGUCCUUUACUUCAAAAAGUACAUGUAGGCAACCAGGACAAACUUACUGAUGAAGGACUCAAACAGCUGGGAUCAAAGUGCAGAGAACUCAAAGAUAUUCAUUUUGGCCAGUGUUACAAGAUCUCAGAUGAAGGCAUGAUCGUCAUAGCAAAGGGCUGUCUGAAACUACAAAGAAUAUACCUGCAAGAAAACAAAUUAGUAAGUACCUGUUUUUAUCUUCAUGCUGUUCAUUUAAUUUCUGACCUUUGAAUUCUUUAAACUUUAGUUGUACAUUUUCUAAUGCAUUU
This is a messenger RNA of Cavia porcellus (domestic guinea pig), 653 nucleotides long. Its product is annotated as F-box/LRR-repeat protein 17-like. Gene Ontology annotation, biological process: SCF-dependent proteasomal ubiquitin-dependent protein catabolic process. Lineage: Eukaryota; Metazoa; Chordata; Mammalia; Rodentia; Caviidae. The record is from RefSeq and is a predicted model, not a curated record. The coding region runs from base 16 to 615 and encodes 199 amino acids. Gene Ontology annotation, molecular function: protein binding. The transcript has 3 exons. Gene Ontology annotation, cellular component: SCF ubiquitin ligase complex.